Orbilia oligospora ATCC 24927 is the source of this 1278-nucleotide messenger RNA. RefSeq lists its product as uncharacterized. The coding region runs from base 1 to 1278 and encodes 425 amino acids. The record is from RefSeq and is a predicted model, not a curated record. The transcript has a single exon. Lineage: Eukaryota; Fungi; Ascomycota; Orbiliomycetes; Orbiliales; Orbiliaceae.
AUGAAGCUGGCAAUCCCACAUGUUUCGAAACGACCUAUCGCUGCUCGCAUUGGCCUCUGUGUUCAUAGCACCCUCAGAAGAAGUUAUGGCUCACAAGACCCGUACCCAUUCCCCAGUUCCAAUACCGGGUAUACCGGCAACCAAGUCAACAAUGGCGAUGCCGGUAGGCCUAGAAACAGCUACAAACACGGAAAUCCACCCAAGAAACGACGGCAGCAACCAAACAAUCCGAAUCUGAAUUCGGCUUCAACCCCAGUUGCUAGGUACACCCACCAACCCCGCCAGAGAUGGAUGAACGUCAACCCAGCACGAGCCUCCAUAAACAUCUACAGACAUAGGCUCCUCUCCGUCCAAUACUGUUCCGCUGUUCUCCUCCUCCGUACCCACGGAAUCCUUCUGAAUCCCUUCCAUCCACUGCUACGCACUGCCCUCCAGCGUCACCAGGAGACAUACGAGAUAGGCUACUUCUUCCAUCUACAUACAUCUUCCAAACUCGUUACGGGGAAACAAUCCAGCGUUCGAAAGGGUAUCCGAGGGAAAGUCCGUGCAGCAUGGGAACAAGUCCUCACAAAACGAGGAUACGAUGUAAAGACCGGUAAAUUCACGGGUCAUCUAAAACCGGGGUUCGACAGAUCGCUGGGACAUGUUAUAUUACCCGACCUCAAAGGGACGGUAUCUAUAAACCCCAGCGAAGCAUGCAGUAACGCCCCGUACCAGGAUAUCAUAGCCGCCUGCGAACACGGACUCGAAGCCGUGCUGAAUUGUAAACAUAGGAAUAUGACGUUGGAGGAAUGGAUGAAACCUGAGAAUCUAUGGAGGUUUUAUGAUUGGAAGAGACGGGAUUUGUUGAACAAAUAUAUGGCUAUGGGGCAUGGUCUUGGUCAUAGUAACGAGGCUUCACAAAUCUUUAGGUCAGCACUUAUCGGCCUAAGAAGUGGGAAGACAGAUAUCAGGAUGAAUGGGAAGAGGACACCUGAGGGAGGGUACCUUGUGGACCUCGAUGGCGAAACAUUUGAUCUCGCACCGCUCAGGGGACCCUCGCCACAGAAAUCAGAUCUGGAGCAACGUCAGUUUAAUGACGAUGAUACUAAGCUUUUCCAAGAAGCAUUCGAAAAGGGUGACGUCGAUAUGGAAGGGUUGUUUGGGGGGGCUAAUGACGAUGAGUUUGGCAGUGGUGGCUUGGAUUGGGGCCUUGACGAUAUAGAACCCGAGGGUGAUUCUCGGUCAGCGUCGGGGGAAGCCACCAAAAAGCAACCGCAAUACCUAGACGAUUUUUAG